This is a messenger RNA of Selaginella moellendorffii, 2291 nucleotides long. RefSeq names its product activating signal cointegrator 1 complex subunit 2. The record is from RefSeq and is a predicted model, not a curated record. Bases 8 to 2161 code for a protein of 717 amino acids. Lineage: Eukaryota; Viridiplantae; Streptophyta; Lycopodiopsida; Selaginellales; Selaginellaceae. Gene Ontology annotation, molecular function: ubiquitin binding. The transcript is spliced from 10 exons.
GCCAACGAUGGCGCAGCGCCGGCAGUACCAGGCGAGGAACUCGCCGGCGAUGGAGUGGAAGGCGAGGGAUCCGGCGACGAGGCCUUCGGAUUUAUCCGAGAAUGGCAGGUAUUGCAAGCCGGGGUUGGUGUUUGUAGCGUAUUUGCCGCAGGAUGAGGCGAAUUCCUCGCAAGCGCUAGAGAUUAUCGAUUUUCUCAACGCAGAGCUCAGCCGGCUUUUGAGAAUGAAGGCGCGGGAGUUUUGGGAAGAAGUUACUGCGAAUGAGUCUUUGCAUGAGUUUCUAGAAAGCUACUUGCUUUAUCGAAGGCGAUGGUACGAUCUUCAUCCGACUGGCGGAGUGGUGCCUGGAGAAGACGAUCUGAGCCGACGAGUUUUUAUGGUGCUUCUCCGGAUGUGCUCUGACGAAGAUCCUGGUUUGUCCAGGAUUAGUGCAGCUAAGUUUCGUGUGGAGGACAAGUUUAAUGUGGCAAAGCUCUUGAAUGUUUGCGCGAUCUAUGGACACGACAAUCCGGAGUUGACGCGGAGAUUGGUUAGUACCGUAUUGAAGUUCCAGCCUUCGUAUUUGCAGACCCUUUCUGACGUUGCUCGUCAAGUCCUUGCUACGAUCGAUGGAGUUAAUAAGCGCACUCUCGAGAGCAUUGGACAUUCAACCAACAAAUCCAACUCAGAAUUCAAGGACGAGCUUAUGGAGGCUGUAGUCUUAUUGCACGAUACAGUGAUGACACUAAACGCUUUUGUUGAGAUUUAUCCUCCUGCAGCGGGUUUUUUCUUGUCGGCAGAGCCUGCUAGAGACAAGAGUCUAAUGUUCUCUUUAUCGUGUGUCUACAACUCGCUGCUGCCGUCAGUAAGGAAACAAUCUAUUGGAGAAGAGCUUUCUCGAUAUCUGGACACACUCCAACGGGAGCUUGUGCAUUUUGCCUGGAGCCUUCUUUUCAAUUCCUUCUUUGGAGAUACAACGACUCGGAUGGAUUCCAAAGCCAAUGGAGAGGUCUUUGUGGACGCGCUGAUUGGCCUUUCAUUCGGCAGCGACGGAGCUAGUUUAAUACAUUCCCUAUCCAACAUGUUUGACUUGUCUGGGAACGUUCAUAGGCUUCUUCAAGAAGGCUCAAUUGUUCUCGAUGAUGGCCAAUAUGCCCAGUUACUUGCUUUGCUACCUGAUAUGCCUUCGACAAAUUUUGUUGAAGACAGAAAGCCACCAGUCAGUGUUUCUCACGAAAAGGAUGAAGAGGACGCUAUUCGUCAGUCACAUAUCAGUCAGAUCAAAGACUUGCUCCCUGACUACGAUGACGCGUUCCUUUCAGCAUGCCUUGAGGUGUACGACAGCAAUCCCGAGAUCGUUAUUCAGCAUAUUUUGGAAGGCACUAUUCACCCCGACCUGACCUCCACACCGAAAAAAGGUAAAGGGAAGCUCGUCGACUCAAAGAAAGAAGAUAGAAGCAACGUCGAUGCGAAAGGGAAAGGGAAAGCUGUCGAAAACCAAGCAAGCAAAGCACAGGGGCGGUUCGUAAGAAAGAGACAAAACAGGGACGACGAUGCAGCCACCAUUCUUGACGAACGAGAUGCCGGCACGUCCAAUCAGACGGCAAAGCUAGCAAUGCAGCUGAUGUAUGAAGACGAGUAUGACGAUUCUUUUGACGACCUUGAUACGAACGUGGCGGAGGCGGGUCUCGAGACAGACAGCCUGGUGAAUCUGUUUUCCCGCACAAAACUUUCUUCAGAUUCUUUGGAGGACGGACAAAAAGCCAAGCCUUUCUCUGCGAGCCAGAAACAAGAACCGUCUGGAAGGCCGCAACGAAAGCAGGAAGCGUCACGAUUCUUUGUUAAAGACGGGAAGCACUACAACUACAAAGUCGCUGGCGCCGUGGCAGUCUCGAGUCUGGAAGAAGCGGAGGCCUUGAAAAAGCAGGAGGAGGGACUCAUCUACGGGCUUGGUCGGGGUGGUAACGUUCCCGCAAAUUCUGAUGGUGAAGAUGACAAGGAAGAAGAUGACGGAGGAGAAGAUGACAAGGAGACAGCGAAGGGUACCUCUGCUGCAACGCAACAUCGUGCUCACGGGGAAAGGGGAAAGCCACCAUACAGGCCGCAGUUUGCGACCAAAAAGAACCACAACAAAAAGGACUUGUCCUUGAAGAAGCACAUGUCUGGACUGAGAGGGAGUUAAGGUAUUGUCUCAUUUUCAAGUCAACUGUUUCGAUUAUCUUCGAUCUUCUCCAGCUCGAAAAACGCUUCUAUGAAAUGUAACUUUUUGUCUAGAAUAAAGCUGCUAAUAGAAGGUGCCAAGCUCAAACUCA